GGUUGGGACACCCCAGUGUGGCUGUGAGGACCGGGGUGGGAGCUGGGACCCCCCACUGUCGGACUGGGAUCCCCAGAACUGGGAAUGUGGGGCUGGGACCUCCAUAUGUAGCACCGAGGACCCCCGGGCUGGGGGUGCGGGACUAGGACCCCCAAUGUGGCACUGGGGACCCCCUGUUGUGGCACUGGGGACCCCCAAGGAUCGAGUUGUGGGGCUGGGACCCCCCCAAUGUGGCACUGGGGACCCCCGGGUUGGGGGUGCGGCACUGUGAGUCCCCCGGGCGGGGGUCCCCGGUGUCCCCUCCCCGUCCCUGUCCCCGUCCCGAUGACGCGGAGCCUGGCGGUGCCUGGCACAGGCGGUGCCACCCGGGCACUGGCCGGUGCCACCGGGUCCCCAGGGGGGUCGAGGACACCGAGGGGGGGGUCAGGCCCUGGCGGGGGGACCCCGCCGGGGUUGGUGGUGACCCCCCUGCUCCCUCAGCAGCCCCGAGCCCAGGCGAUGGCCGAGGACCGAGAUGUGCGAUUUGUCACCGAGGAGAGCUUUGACUUCGGGAUCCUGUCCCCCUCUGACAGCCAGGAUGAAGAGGAGGACGAGGAGAGCCCGGGCGGGGGGUCCCGGCGCGGGGGAGGGGGCAGCGGGCGCUGGAGCCCCCUGCGAGGUGCCCGCCUGGAGGAGAUGGUGCGGGAGGCCACUCGCUUGGCCGCCCAGCUCGAGGGGUGUCACCUGCCCCCCCCCGCCCCCGGGGACCCCCCUGGCCCCGCCGCCACCCCCCCAGGCACGCCCCGCAGCCCCCGGCGCCAGACGUUCGUGGUGAAGGACAGCCCGGUGAGGGCACUGCUGCCCACCGUGGAGUCCCAGGCACCGCCCCCCGCCAAGCCCCGGGGGGGGUCUGCUGCCACCGCUGUCCCCAAAGCACGGGAGGGGCGCGGGGGGCCCCCUCCACCGCAGCCUCGGCCUGCAAGGCGGGAUCCCCCCCCGCCCGCCUGUGGCCCCCCCGCAAGACGGCAGCGAGCAGCACCCCAAGGUGACACCCCCGGGCCCCCCCCGCGCCCACCGGAGGGGCUCGGCGUGCCCGCCCCCCCCCUCCAACCUGGUGUGCGGUGGGGGGGGACAGAGCCGGGACCCUCCCCAAGGAUGAACGAAAGCACUCUCUGGGUUUUGGAGGGGGGGGGGACAGAGCCGGCCCCCCCCCAGGAUCAAACCAAGUCGCUCUCUGCAUUUUGGGGAGGGAAGGAGGGAGCAGAGCCGGGACCCCCUCCAGGGACAAACCAAGGCACCCUCUGGGUUUUGGGGUUGGGGGGAGGCAGAGCCGGGGACCCCCAGGGACGAACCGAGACACCAACUGGGUUUUGGGGUGAGGUGGCAGAGCCGAGCCCCCCCCUCCCGGCUGACUAGCCAAGGCACCCACAGGAUUUUGGGGGAGGGGGGGCAGAGCUGGGACACCCCAAGGACAAGCUGGGGUUGGGGGGGCUCAGAUCUAGGAACCUCCACGGACAAACCAAGACACCAGUUGGGUUUUGGGGGGAGGGGGCAUCAGAGCCGGGGCUCCCCCAGGGAUGAACCAAGACACUAGUUGGAUUGUGGGGUGGGGGGAUCAGAGCUGGGGGCUCCCCAGGAAGGACCCAAGGCACCCACAGGGUUUUGGGGUGGGGGGGCAGAGCCAGGCCCCCCACAGGAAGGACCCGAGGCACCCUCUGGGUUUUGCUUUAAUUACAAAAGGUCCCGUCAGCCAUAGAAACCCCCCUGCCCACCCCUCAGCAUGCAGGGUUCUCUCUCCUCCCCCCCCAAGCCCCACCUCUGGGUGCCCCCCCUAACCCCCACCCCUGGGGGGGGAUGGGUAACUAUGGGGGGGGCUCAGAAAUCCCUGCACCCCCCACCUGACCCCACCCCGGGGGGGUUGGCACCACAACUGGCACCACAAUUGGCACAAUGGAGGGGGGGUUGGCACCUUGGGGGGGGUUGGGGGGUCGGCACAAUGGUAGGGGGUUAUAAAUCCCUUUUUUUUUGUAUUUUCAUGUAUUUUUUAAAUAAAACCCUUUGCCGGG
Pipra filicauda (Wire-tailed manakin) is the source of this 2045-nucleotide messenger RNA. RefSeq names its product proline and serine rich coiled-coil 1 (gene PSRC1). The record is from RefSeq and is a predicted model, not a curated record. The transcript is spliced from 4 exons. Gene Ontology annotation, cellular component: spindle pole; microtubule cytoskeleton; spindle microtubule. Gene Ontology annotation, biological process: mitotic metaphase chromosome alignment. Lineage: Eukaryota; Metazoa; Chordata; Aves; Passeriformes; Pipridae. Bases 229 to 1395 code for a protein of 388 amino acids. Gene Ontology annotation, molecular function: microtubule binding.